UUAAUAGCUCUUAUCAUUUUGUUUCUUAUUCCUUGUAUAUAACAAAAUCUAGAAAAUCCUUUUUAUUUGGCAGCAGAAUAAAGGGAGAACCGUUGAUUGUUGUCCAUUUAAAUCUUAUACGUUGUACCAUUGUAAUUUCUAAUCCAUUGGCGAUGAAUAUUAAUGACGGAAAAGUAUAAUUAUACUUGUGUCAACAAAUGGAUAACAGCGAUAGUUAGCAAGAUAAUUAAUACAAAUUUGUUGCUGUCUAAAUCCUAGGAUCCUUUUGGAAAAAUUUGUUUUUAGUUUUUAUUCUUUUUAGGGGAAAUAGUGGCAAAAAUACCGAAUAUUUUAAGAACUAGUAAUUUAGUACCCAAUUUUUUUUUGUGGCAAUAGUACCCAUUGUCCACUUCCGUUGGUUUCCGUCGCUAUCUAGCCUAAUUCUGUCUUAUUUUGUCCACGUGUACAGUGGAGAUUAAUUCACCAUUUAGUAUUUCGAAAACCAAAAUUUGAAAUAAAAAAAAGUUUUAUUUAGAAACAAAAUAAAAACAACUUGAAAAUUAAAAACAAUGGCAUGUCCAUAAACAACUAAAGAAGAACAAACCCAGAAACACACCUCAUUUCGAAAACAAAACCCAAAUAAAUCCUCAAACCCAGCCACAACUAAAGAAGACGAGUAGCAGUGGAGGAAAAUAGAGGGUGAAAGUUCGUAUUUUUCCAGUGGAUCAAAAGUAAUGGCCCGAAGAUGCAGGGGUGGGACUCGAUUGCGACCGCGACAACAGUGCGAUUGUGGCUUGGAAAGUGUAGUCAGAACCUCUUGGACUGAAGCAAAUCCUGGGAGAAGAUGUCGAACUUGUCGGUUAAUGAAAUCAGAAGGGGGUUGCGAUUUUUUCCGAUGGAUGGAUCCAGAAAUGGCUGAAGGUGGAAGGGUUGUCGUUCCAAACUGGAGAAAAAGAAUUGAGGGAGAAACUUGGAAUACUGAAGAUCUCUUAGAGUCUGAAAUAACAAGUCUAAAUUGUGGGAACAAGUCAAUUAUGGGUGAAGGUCAUGUUUGCAGUGCUUGUGGUCACCUCCUUAAGAAAGAUUGGAUUGGUAUAAGUUGGGGAAAAUUGGUUUUCAUUGUAUUUGUAAUUGUACUAGUCCGGUGUUUGAAAUAUUAGACAUUGUGUGAUUUUGGUUAAAAAAAAAGUACAUGAUACAAGGCAAUGGUGUUUGUUUCAGUUGUCAAAGUGCUAGUUUCAUUGUAUCUGUAAUGCAUCAAGUCUAAAAUGAAUAAAUGCAUUUUGACAAUUGUGCUUGUUCUGGUUAAAUUUUGGUUAUGUUAGUUUAAGUUCAUUAUGCUUAAUUUCACAGAUGCAAAUAAUAAUUUUGACUACAUGGUAUCAUGUGGAAAAUUCAUACA
This is a messenger RNA of Humulus lupulus (European hop), 1381 nucleotides long. RefSeq lists its product as uncharacterized. The record is from RefSeq and is a predicted model, not a curated record. NCBI's taxonomy places the organism in Eukaryota, Viridiplantae, Streptophyta, Magnoliopsida, Rosales, Cannabaceae. Gene Ontology annotation, molecular function: zinc ion binding. The transcript has 2 exons. The coding region runs from base 714 to 1139 and encodes 141 amino acids.